Amblyraja radiata (thorny skate) is the source of this 3392-nucleotide messenger RNA. RefSeq lists its product as uncharacterized. The coding region runs from base 476 to 2212 and encodes 578 amino acids. NCBI's taxonomy places the organism in Eukaryota, Metazoa, Chordata, Chondrichthyes, Rajiformes, Rajidae. The transcript has 12 exons. The record is from RefSeq and is a predicted model, not a curated record.
AUUCAAUCCACUGAACUAAUGUUACCAAGUAGAUAUGAUCAAUGCGCAGGUUAACAAUACGAAUAUGCCCAUCCCAGUGAUUUUAUAUCCUUAGAUACAUAAAUAGAUCUGUUUCUGAUCAGUGUAAAAUAAAAAAUACUUGGUGAAAAAUGUUUUUUAACUGUAUUUUGUCUAUUUCCCAAAUAACAGUUCCUUUUUUGGUUCCUCUUUCAGUUAUUUUUGUAGGCAAUGAGGUUGUGUAAUGUGCAUUCACGUCAUGAAAGGAAGUGAGGGCAUAUUUCACUGAAACAGUUUUGGACUGUUACAGUUCACAAAGUGGAAUGAAGAAAUAAUUUGCAAAACAGAUUAAUCUCAUUACUUUACCUUCACAGUUUGAGGGAAGGGGCCUUUGAUUUUCCUCUGGUAGUUUCCCCAAUCUGGAUUUACAUUGAUAUUGCCACAUGAGGAAAAGAGAAGGAAUCUGUGAAAUGAGGCUAUGAUGGUCCACAGCAAAAUGCCUCCUGAUCUGGUGUUCGGAGUCUUGGUUGCUUUACUUCAGUCUGUUUUCACCCAGAAUAACCCCAAUGAUAUUUAUAUUUUCAAUAAAAUACAUGGCAUUGUGUUCCAUGGACCAAUCAAUCCUGGAAGUGGCCCCGCUGCCUGGUGCUGGACAUCACAUUCCGGGCAAGGAGUGCAACAGCUGAUUGGUUUAUGGAGAGAUAAUUCCGGUUGGUGGAUGCAACAUUCGAACCCUGAAUUCAGACAUUUUGAGUUGUUCCACAACAUGAAAUGCGAUGAUGGUACUGUACAUCUGAGGAUAAGCCGUCCCACAUUUAAGUUUGCAGGAUCCCUCAUCUUGGCACAAACAUCGCCGGGUUAUAAAAUCCUGAAACAGUACGAAAUAUUUGGUAUUAAAAUCGAGGCAAGUCCACGUGAGCCUGUGAUGGGCAGUGACGUCACACUCAGCUGCACCAUCUCCAGACUCUCAGAUACAGUCAGUCUUCACUGGAGACCAAUGGACUCAUCCCAGCAGAACAGGAGCAACACUGAUCAGAUCCAACUGAAAAACACGGUCUAUCUGAUGAUCCGACACGUUACAGUGCAGGAUGGGAUGAUGUAUGAGUGUGAAGUGCAGAAAAAUGUAAAGGUUGUUGGCAAAGGGAAAGCAGAAUUUGCUGUAAGAAACUCUUUAUAUAGAGAAAGUUACACACUUUAUCGCACAGGCACAGAUGGCAGUGAACUCCACCUCCUUUGUUACAGUAUUACAAGAAAUUACUACAACGCUACCUGGUCCUGGACAUCACAUCGUCUUCCUGGUUCGACCGAAGAAAUAACAACGGCUGCAAAGUUUCAGCCCGUCACUGUCACCAGUAGUCGCUUUGCGAAUCGACUGGCGCCCUCAGUGACAGAAUUUAACGGCAAGAAUUUGACGAUGAGGAUUUCCCCUGUGGUGUUCGAGGAUGCAGGAGUUUACACCUGUACUCUGGGCGAAAGUACUUUUGUAACUAUGACACUAAUCACAGUUAAAGUCACAGCCGAGCCAUCUGGUGCAGUGACUGAGGGAGGCAAGGUUACCCUGACCUGCUCUGUGUCCCACGUCACUGAACUGGUGAGACUGGUUUGGAUCAAUGUUGAUGGCAAAACUGUUGAAGAAAAGAAACUGAAUGGAGAAGAUAAAUCACUGAGUCUGGUUAUUCAGAAAGCUGAGAGAGGCAAAGGGAACUGGAGAUGUGGUUUGUUCCAGCAAGAAAGUCUCCAGAUAUUAGUCCCUUACAAUCUGGAAUUCAGUAAUACCUACACCUAUAUUAUUAUUAUUAUUAUUGGAAGUUUGGCUUUUCUGCUCAUCGUUAUCUUGGGAGUGGUGCUGUGUUUGAAAAAGUGCAAGAAUAAAGGUUUGGGAAAUCAAAGGCAGAAACCUCAACAAACAGAGGGAAAUACAGAAGAAGCAUCACAACCUUAUUCAAAUGCUAUGGAAAUCCAGAAAAUGCAAGGAAAUGAGGCACCAGUACCUGAGACCGGUAAUCCUGCUGAAUAUAUGUCUGUCGAUAGAAAGGCAAAGCAGGAAGGCAAUAAGGAAGAUAUUCAUUAUGGAUCAAUAUCUUUUGAGAACAAUGAAUCAGGGAGCACACAUGACAUGCAGUGCAGUGGCAACUCUUCAGGUGUUAAUAAGGCUGCAUCAAAUGAAGACAAUUUAGUUAUCUAUGCACAAAUAUCACAAACAACAUAUGAAUAAUCUAUUGAAAAUAGACAAAGAUUUCAGAAUUGUAUAUUUUGGGGAAUUACUGUAUAAGCUGCUUGAAACUGCUCUGUAGUUAUUUUCAUGGAAAUCUGCACUGUUGAUAUACUUUGAAAGGAUGCUUUUCAUGCCUCAGCAAUUUUUGGCAAUAUCUGAAGAUGCUAUAUAAAAAGAGCAACUGCUUUGUGCAAAAUACAUUGGAUAUUAUAGAUACAUUGCAAUAUUUGAUAAGUUAUCAUGAGUGCAAAAACAAAAGUUGUCAGUGGUAAGUUGGUAAAGUAUAUUUUUGGGACAUCCUAUUUCUUUUGUUACACCUGAGUGCAAAUAAUGCAACAUCAUAUGUAGAUUACUCUCCUGGCCUAUCUUAGAAAUGGUUCUCGUGGGUGAGGGGACAAUAUAUUAUUUCCAAGAUAAGAUGAGGAAAAAGUACAGCUGCCCAAGAAUCAUCAAUCAUCCUCACAACUCUGUGUUGACCCUACCUGAAAAGCUUCAGGAAUUUAUAACUCCCCUUGAGUAGCAAUCCCACGGAGAAAAUGGUAGAAUUACAUAGGCAACUUAACGUUCAGUGAGAGUGCCAACUCCUUGAACCAAGAUGAUGUUCAUACGUUUGCACUGUUUAAAUAUAAUUCAUUUCCAUGUCCUUUUUUUACAAUCAUAGAACUUAAAUAGACAACAGUAAUGAAAUCUUAUGACUUUUAAAAUAGUAUCACUCCAAAAAGUAUGAUAACCAUAUGAUUUUUUUCAGGCUAAUUUGGGGUGUUGCUUUUUCACAAUUUUUGAAGCUGUUAUUCAAUGUUUUAUAUGUUACAAUGUCUUAGAAAUUUGUAAAAUGGAGAAUGAGUCAAAAGGCAAAUUUAUAAGAGGAAAGGAUUGAAAGGUUUGGCUACACAUAAUUGUUCUAGAAUAACAGGAAUCUGAAGUGGGAAAUUAGGAUGGAUCAAACUAUAGGUCAGUUGUUCAUGUGAAUGCAAUGUUUCUUAUUAAUGUUAGAGAUUUGUUUGCUCCUUCUGAUUAAAAAAAAAUAAAAAAUUCUAGCUUUUUCCCCAUAAGUAAAAUGUGCCUGCCAUAAAUAUAUUACUGAUGUGAACAAUAUAUGCUCAUCUAAGGCUGUAACCACUUUAAGUUGUAUAAUAAAACUACCUGUUCUUUAGUUUGCAACACAAUGUAAACAAAUAAA